Argentina anserina (silverweed cinquefoil) is the source of this 664-nucleotide messenger RNA. RefSeq names its product BTB/POZ and MATH domain-containing protein 1-like. Gene Ontology annotation, biological process: protein ubiquitination. The record is from RefSeq and is a predicted model, not a curated record. The transcript is spliced from 2 exons. The coding region runs from base 35 to 421 and encodes 128 amino acids. Lineage: Eukaryota; Viridiplantae; Streptophyta; Magnoliopsida; Rosales; Rosaceae. Gene Ontology annotation, molecular function: protein binding.
AGUAAAACAUUAUAAUCAGAAACUAUUUGGUCCUAUGAAAGACCAGAACUUUCAUUGCAUAAAUGUUGAGGACAUAGAGGCUCCAGUCUUUAAGGCUCUACUUCAUUUCAUGUAUUGGGAUUCACUGCCUGACAUUGAGGAUCUUACUGGCAUCAAUUCUCAUGGAGCUGCCACUCUGAUGGCUCAGCAUCUGCUUGCUGCAGCAGAUCGGUAUGGCUUAGAAAGGUUAAAAUUGCUGUGCGAGGAGAGUCUGUGCAAGGAUGUAGCAAUUAACACUGUGGCAACGACAUUAGCUUUGGCAGAACAACAUCACUGUUUCCAGUUGAAAGCAGUGUGCCUCAAAUUCAUUGCGACACCUGGAAAUCUACAAGGUGAGUCUUUUAUAUCUCUCCAGUUUUGUUUAACUAAUAACUUAAAAUGAAUUUAGCUUUUAAAGAUGAAAGGUAAAUCAUCAUCCUCAGCAGUCCCAGAUGAGAUUGUUGAUGAUGAUUAUGGACGAAUUAAGUUGCUCAAGUGGAUUGUUGAAUAACUCUAAAAAGCUGUGCUAGAAAUAUAGUGUAAUCAAUCAUUGCAGAAUGGAGAAUCACUUUUGUAUGAGUUGCAAUGUUCUGAUAUUCAAAUUCCUGCUUUAUCUAUUGAUGUUUUGAUUUUGGAUUCAGUAGCA